Molecule: messenger RNA, 375 nt
Organism: Clunio marinus
Lineage: Eukaryota; Metazoa; Arthropoda; Insecta; Diptera; Chironomidae
Source: the annotation of a GenBank genome assembly
AUGGCACGAUUGAGUGCCUUGAGACGGAAAAUUAUUAAAUACAGCUUAAUACGAGCUUAUGCCCGAAGAUUAUCGAGUGGUAAAGUGCUAUUAAGAAGUCGCCUCGCUAGUUCACUAUUCGAGUUAUGUAGACACACAACGAAGCAAAAAAAAAGAAUACCAAAUUCUUGCACUUCAACUCUAAACUCCGAUUUCGUGCGCUAUCGUUUCAAAGCUUUCUUAAUUCAAUUAAUGCCAUGCCACAGCGAUGAUCUUUAUGCGCACUCGCCAACCCGUCAAAAAUCUCACACAGAUCGUCUUCGAAGAGAUGAAAAAUGUUUAUAUAAAGUUAAAACACAUUUGAUUAAGCGAGCACAAGGCAGAAUCAUUUAUUAA